AUGAGCGUUGACUAUAGCCCCGCCAGUGGUGAAGCUGUUGGAAACUCGUCCGAUUUUAAUGCAAAAUCGACGCAUCUCAGCGACAGUGGCAAUGCCUAUCACGAGAUCGAUGAAUGGGACAGCGCGCUCAAAUCUACAAAUGCUCAGGGUGAACAGCUUACCUCUGCAGCUGCCAGCUUGAAGGACGAACCACCAGCACCAGCACCAAUGGCACAGGGUCCAUCUCAGCCACUUUCAAACGACGACGAAAAAAAGUACAACUCCGACCUGGACCACGUCGACAAUAGAGGCUAUUCAAGCGGCGAAAACCAGGAAAGCUCUACCAGUCGCGGUGAGGACGGCUCUGCGUUGAUCCCCGUGAGUGAACUAGACUGGGAUGGGCCCGAUGACAAAGACGACCCGCAGAAUUGGUCCCGGUUGAAAAAAUGGUGGGUCACGUACACCGCCGCGAUUAUGUGUCUUUGUUGCUCGUUGGGAUCGUCGCUCUACACCGGUGCUAUACCCGAGAUUAUGAAGAAGUUUGGCGCGUCUCAAGAACUUUGCUUGGUUGGCCUCACGUUGUACUUGAUUGGAUUGGCAAUCGGCCCCGCGGUGGCGGCGCCGCUUUCAGAGUUGGUGGGAAGAAAACCCGUUUACGUUCUUAGUUGGCCCCUUGGAAUGUUGUUUAUCAUGGGCGUCGGUCUUGCCCGCAACAUACAAACAAUCUUGGUUCUUCGUUUCUUUUGCGGACUCUGCUCGAGCCCUUCGUUAUCGAUUGCCGCCGGCACAAUUAGUGAUGUUUGGUCAAACGACCCUUCGGAACAAUCUUUUGCCGUGGCUAUAUUCUGUUUGUGCCCCUUUCUUGGACCGGUGUUGGGACCAAUCAUUGGAGGAUUUUCAGCCGAAUACAAGAAUUGGCAAUGGCCAGCCGCGUGGGUCUUGCUCAUGUUUUUUGGAGCAAUCUGGCCCUCGGCUAUAUUGUGCCCCGAGACGUUUAAACCGGUGAUUUUAUAUAGAAGAGCCAAGAAGCGCGGUCUCAAUGUGGAGACGCCCGUUUUCGACUUGGCGUUUAUGAAAAAGGUUGCCAGGGUCAAUCUUAUUGUGCCAGUCAAGUUGUUGGUUUCCGAACCCAUUGUGAUGUUCAUGUCGAUCUACGUUGCUUUCAUCUUUGCCGUCUUGUUUGGUUUUUUCGAAGCUUUCCCCGUGAUAUUCAGAGGCGUGUACCACAUGGACUUGGGCGUCUCCGGUUUACCGUUCCUUUCUGUUGGCAUUGGAUUAGUGUUGGGCGUGGUCUUCUACGUCAUCUUGGACUAUACCAUCUAUUACCCCCGCAAUGCCGAUGGCACGCGAGGCAAGAAGGACGCCGACGGGAAGCCGAUUUAUGAUCCACCAGAAACAAAAUUGCUUGUGGGCAAAGUUGGUUCCAUUGGUUUACCCAUUGCCUUGUUUUGGCUUGGCUGGACAAGUAGACCUUCGGUUCACUGGAUGGCGCCAGUUGCCAGCGGAGUCCCCUUUGGGUUUGGCUUGAUCUUGGUCUUUUUCUCAGUGGUGUUGUAUUUUUCCUUGUCCUAUCCUCCCAUCAUUGUUGCUUCGGCCAUAGCUGCCAAUAACUUGUUGCGUUACUUGCUAGCAUCUGUUUUCCCGCUUUUCACGGUGCAAUGUUUUGAGAAUCUAGGCAUUGGCUGGGCAGGCACCUUGUUUGCAUUAAUCUCGGUCUUGUUGGUUCCUCUUCCAUUUGUGUUUGCCCACUUUGGACCUAGACUUAGACUGCAGAGUAAACUCACUUAUGCUGCCUACUUUAAGAGAUUGGCUGCGGAGAAGGCUCAGAGGGAACAACAACAGCAGCAACAACAAAAACUUGGCCCAGCACCCCGUGAAGGAACAAACGUUGAGAAGAACGUUGCGAAUAAAGUAUAA
Lodderomyces beijingensis is the source of this 1896-nucleotide messenger RNA. The record is from the annotation of a GenBank genome assembly. NCBI's taxonomy places the organism in Eukaryota, Fungi, Ascomycota, Pichiomycetes, Serinales, Debaryomycetaceae.